GACCAACGGAAUCGAUUCGCCGGUAAACACAAAACCUCCGUAGAAAGAUCCAACGGCAACGUCAGACCCACCGAAGAAGACGACACGAAGGCGAAAAAAGAUAGGGAUAAUAUCGUAAUUUCCAGGUUUUGGAUCAGUAGUGUUCAAUAAUCUCAAGUGUUGUUUAAGCUUCUGAACUAUAUCCAUGGAUCAUGCAGAACUAACUUUAGAGCAGGUAUUGAAAAGAGACAUACCAUGGGAGACUUACAUGACAACUAAGCUGAUUUCAGCAACAAGUCUCCAGCAUUUAAGGCGCUACGAUAAAAAACCCGAAAGUGCAAGGGCACAGUUGCUGGAUGAAGAUGGUCCAGCUUAUGUUCAUCUGUUUGUUAGCAUUUUACGUGAUAUAUUCAAGGAAGAAACAGUUGAAUAUGUUUUGGCUUUGAUUUAUGAAAUGCUCUCAGAAAACCCGACACGAGCUCGGUUAUUCCAUGAUAAAUCUUUGGCACAUGAGGAUACUUACGAGCCUUUCUUGAGGUUGCUGUGGAAGGGAAAUUGGUUCAUUCAAGAAAAAAGCUGCAAGAUCCUUGCCUGGAUAAUAAGUGCUAGGCCAAAAUCUGGUGAUGGUGUUAUUGCUAAUGGAGAAGCUUCGGGUUCAAAGAAACAGAUUACUACACUUGAUGAUGUUCUCAAAGGGUUGGUGGAAUGGCUUUGUGCUCAGUUGAAGCAACCUUCUCAUCCUACUCGUGGUGUUCCAAUUGCAAUCAGCUGCCUAUCAUCACUGCUUAAGGAACAUGUUGUCAGAUCGUCGUUUGUUCAGGCAGAUGGGGUUAAGUUACUUGUCCCUUUAAUCUCCCCUGCAUCCACUCAGCAAUCUAUCCAGAUUUUGUAUGAAACAUGUCUCUGCGUGUGGCUUCUGUCCUAUUAUGAGCCUGCAAUAGAGUACUUAGCAACAUCUAGGACAAUGCAAAGGCUCACGGAAGUGGUUAAGAGCUCGACAAAGGAAAAGGUUGUCAGGGUGGUCAUAUUGACGUUCAGGAACUUGCUUCCAAAAGGUACAUUUGGUGCCCAGAUGGUUGAUCUUGGACUCCCACAUAUUAUCCACAGUCUAAAAACACAAGCAUGGAGUGAUGAGGACUUGCUGGAUGCACUGAACCAACUAGAAGAAGGGCUAAAAGACAAGAUCAGGAAAUUGAGUUCCUUUGACAAGUAUAAGCAAGAGGUUCUUCUUGGCCAUCUUGAUUGGAACCCAAUGCACAAAGAUGCCAAUUUCUGGCGUGAGAAUGUCACAAGCUUUGAGGAAAAUGACUUCCAGAUACUCAGGGUCCUCCUCACGAUCCUGGACACGUCUAGUGAUCCAAGAUCGUUGGCGGUGGCAUGCUUUGAUCUAUCACAGUUCAUACAGUACCAUGCAGCGGGGAGAGUGAUCUUAACAGACCUCAAGGCGAAAGAACGAGUGAUGAAACUGAUGAACCACGAGAACGCCGAGGUCACCAAGAACGCCCUCUUGUGCAUCCAGAGGCUUCUCCUGGGUGCGAAGUACGCUAGCUUCUUGCAAGCUUGAUGGGAACUUUGCAUGUUUCUAUAAUAUGGAAAGUAAAUAAAACACACACAGAUUGUGUCCAAACAAAACAUGCAUCAUCUGUUUAUUAUGUAUCCUGGAAAAUAUCUGCUCUGCUAUUGUAUGCUUAAAUAGAUUAUUUCUGGGUUGUUUUUUUUCCUUCUAUUGUAUAUAUAUUCAAUAAAAAGAGGCUCAUUUGUUACAGAGAGACAAUUUUGGGCCAAAUUUGUUGUA
This is a messenger RNA of Arabidopsis lyrata subsp. lyrata, 1774 nucleotides long. RefSeq names its product V-type proton ATPase subunit H-like. Gene Ontology annotation, biological process: proton transmembrane transport. Gene Ontology annotation, cellular component: vacuolar proton-transporting V-type ATPase, V1 domain. The record is from RefSeq and is a predicted model, not a curated record. Gene Ontology annotation, molecular function: proton-transporting ATPase activity, rotational mechanism. The coding region runs from base 185 to 1543 and encodes 452 amino acids. The transcript is spliced from 12 exons. NCBI's taxonomy places the organism in Eukaryota, Viridiplantae, Streptophyta, Magnoliopsida, Brassicales, Brassicaceae.